UUUCUCCACCUCCGAUGCCACCAACUCCAAAUUUGUAUCCCCAGUGCUUUUCGGUAAGCUACCUCCCUUUUCUGUGGAGCUAUGGCUUCCUCGAGCUGCAGCUCCACUUACGUGGAGCCAUCAAGCUACCUUACGACUCUGUAAGGAAGACGCUAGACUCCUACACUCUCCUCUCUAUCCACAUUUUCUUUUACUCUCACUUCUCCAUUAAACCUUAAUUAUCUAUUUCCACCAUGGCGAACAAUCGCACAGGCUUCGGCCGGUUCCGUGGCUCCUUGGAAGACCUAGUCGGCUCCUUACCCAUCACCGAGCCUCUCUUAAGCGGUCGAAGCCCACUAGAAUACUUCUACGGUCUCCCGUACCGGCCUAGCCAGCCAUCGCCUUCACCAUCCCCCCACACUGGAUCCGCUCUCACCGGCCUUUCUGACCCAGAAAACGAAACUGAUAAUAUCGAGGAUGGCGUUAUUGCGGUUCCCGGUCAAGUCCCCGUUCCCGGCCGGGUUCCAGGCUCCAGGCACAACAUUUUCGUCCCCGGAAGGGGGUCUAGACCUGGGUCUAGACCUGGUGUUGCUCCCACCGUCAGUGGUCAACAUGUUAGGCGUGUAACCCCCCCCCAAGUUCCUUCGCCUGGAAAUCGUGCGAUUCCUCCCGGUCGCCGACCUCCUCCCGCGCGAUCUCCCUCCCCUUUUGGCUCCCUCGCGUCGCUCCACGAAAAGACUCCUUACCUUCCUGACGAGGAGGAGGGAGGAGAAGCUUUCGAGUCUUCUCAUAAGUUAUCUGAAAGAGAGCCGCCGUCCCCGCCGUCCCCGCCUUCCCCGCCUUCCCCGCCGUCCCGUCGGUCUCAGCUUCCGCCGGCGCCGGCGGCGCUAGUGCGCGUGGUUAGUCGAGCGCGGGAGGACGGGACCACGUCGUUAAAGAGCUCGAUAUUUAAUCUCUCGAACACGAUGAUCGGCGCGGGAAUGAUGGCGCUGCCAGCAGCUAUGAACGUCCUAGGGGUCGUGACCGGGAGUCUAGCGCUUAUCUUCGUGGCGCUCCUGACUUAUGGGUCUGUCAUGGCGAUGGUUCGCUGCACCGUCGCCGCCGCUGCUGCGGCUUCUUCCCCGUCUGAGGAGUCUCCGGGCUAUCAGGGCUCUUCCACGUCAGAUGAAGCGGCGGGAGCAGCGUCAAGAGGGAGAGGGGGUAGGCAGGGAAACGCCAGAGAAUCUGGAGCGACAAGAAGGGUGUAUGCGAGCGUUGGCAGUAGUAGUAUGAGGGAUGAUGAGAGACUGAGCUAUAAUCACACUGUGGCGACCGCUCUGGGAAGCACGGGACGGCUGGUGCUGCAGGUGUCGAUAGUGGUGAACAACCUCGGCCUCAUGAUGGUGUUCCUCGAUAUCAUCGGCGAUGUGCUUGUAGGCAGCAGCACUGGGCCUGGCGUCCUGCCACUGGAUCAGCUGCACUUGUCCCCAGACGUGGCCAGAAAGUCUGUCCUCGCUAUAGUCAUCCUCCUUAUUCUGCCUCUCUGCCUGCAAGAUAGACUUGGAUCCAUGAAGGUUGCGAGCAAGAUCUCAGUGGCGCUUGCCAUUGCGUUUGUGCUGCUCGUGCUGCUGCUGUCUGGAGGGAAGAUCGCUGCCGGCGCUGCCACCAUGCCGCCUCCCUUUGCCAUGACCGGCCAUGCUCUCGCUGUUUUCAGCGUCAUCAACGUUGUCACAAACGCCUUCAUAUGCCACUUUAAUGUCACCCCCAUAUACAGAGAAUUAAGAGACCGGUCUCUCCCCCGCAUGCGCACAGUGGUGCGCUGCUCUGUCAUCAUCACCACGCUCAUCUACCUCGCAGUCGGCAUCUUUGGGCUCGUUCUAUUCGGCCCGGACGUGCACACAGACGUGCUCUACGACUUUGACACCAGCCUGGAUGUUAUUCCAGGGAUGAGCCCGGUUAUUGCGGCCCAUGCUGUGGCUCUAGGGCAGGGAGUUAAGGUGGGGUAUGCGGUUUCCAGGGUGCUCUCGCUGCCCCUGGCGCUGUUUCAGCUGAGGCUGGUCGUGGCGUCGCUGCUGUCUUCGUGUCUGGGAAGGAAAGGGAGAGGAGGGAGGGAUGAGGGGCGAACUAGCAGCAGCAGCAGCAGCAAAAAUGGGGUAAUGAUUGGGGCAGGUGAUUGUAGCACCAUGGAGAGAACCAGGGUGAGUUCCCUUGGUUAUAUUCAGGUGGAUGGGAAUGAGGGUGGGGAGGAGGAGGCAGGUGAGGAGGGGGAGGGAGAAAAUGAGGAGGUCGAUUCAGAGGAUGGGGAGGAGAGUGGAGAAGAGAUGGAAGAGGAGGAGGGGGAGGAGGAGGAAGCACGGCUCGAAGAGCUUCGAAAGGCAGAAGAAAAAGCAACCAAGAGGAGACGUUUCUGGCGCCAAGUCCGAUUCGUACUCCUUACAGUGUUCCUCCUCGUUUUAGCCUUUUGUGGAGCGGUGCUGGUGCCGGAUAUCUGGAUAGUGUUUCAGUUUAUGGGGUGCACUGCAGCCGUUAUUAUAGGGUUCGUUUUCCCCGGGCUUGUGGCAUUGAAGGCCAAGGGAGGGACUGCUUCUCUCUCUGAUGCAGUGGUGGCGUGGCUCCUGGUGUUGGUGGGCGUUGCUGUGGGCGUCAUUGGCAUUGUCGUCAACAUUAUUGUGCUCUCAGCAGAUGGCAUGCAUUGAUGGAAGCAGUGUGGUGUGCAUUGAGGCAGCAACAUGCAUAAGCUGCAGGCAGUUAGGUUAGGUGGUAUCAGUGCAGGGUCUGUUAGCCCUGGCCUGGGCUUGUGGCACUGAAGGCCAAGGGAGGGACGGUGUUGCUGUCUGACGCAGUGGUGGCGUGGCUCCUGGUGUUGGGCAUUGCUGUGGGCGUCAUUGGCAUUGUUGUCAAUGUCGUCGUGCUCUCAACUGAUUGUCAGCGUAAAAACGAAUCACACGGAAGAGCCACACAGAACAAAUACCAGUUGGUUGUACUCGCUAGAAGCACACACUUAGUCUAGCCUAUAACUUCUACAUAUAUAAUAUGUAUAAGUUGACACACCCCCUAGGCUAGAUAAGGGGUGGUGCUAGGCAAGAAG
Closterium sp. NIES-67 is the source of this 3046-nucleotide messenger RNA. NCBI's taxonomy places the organism in Eukaryota, Viridiplantae, Streptophyta, Zygnematophyceae, Desmidiales, Closteriaceae. The record is from the annotation of a GenBank genome assembly.